Ictalurus furcatus (blue catfish) is the source of this 4130-nucleotide messenger RNA. It is a transcript of the gene dclre1a, whose product is annotated as DNA cross-link repair 1A (PSO2 homolog, S. cerevisiae). Bases 204 to 2771 code for a protein of 855 amino acids. The record is from RefSeq and is a predicted model, not a curated record. Gene Ontology annotation, molecular function: 5'-3' DNA exonuclease activity; damaged DNA binding. NCBI's taxonomy places the organism in Eukaryota, Metazoa, Chordata, Actinopteri, Siluriformes, Ictaluridae. Gene Ontology annotation, biological process: interstrand cross-link repair; protection from non-homologous end joining at telomere; double-strand break repair via nonhomologous end joining. The transcript has 8 exons.
UUUCUUACUGCAUUGGCGGUAAUUGUGUAAUAAAAGAGCGCACGUUUGACGCAGUUAUUCCGUGUCUUUUUGAGACAUGAAACUUUACUUGAGACAUUUCCAAGCUUUGAAUGAGAAUGAGAGCUAUCUUUUGGUUCUGUAAUACAUGUCGCCUCGGACCUGUGUGCAAGUGUAUUCAGUAAUUUGAUUAAACUCUGAUUCUGAUGUCACACAGCGAGUCUGAAAGUGACAUCUGGGAAUACAAACCUCUUAAGAAGACUAAAAGACAAGCCACAAGUCCGAAAUCUGCUGCAGAUGGAUCAAAGCGACGGAAGUUGGCAAAGCAAGGGGCGUCAAAGAAGAAGUCAAAGAAAACCUGCAGAGGGAGUAGAUUGAGUACUGAGCCCAAGACAGCGACUACACUAUGUACAGAGACUGAAUCUGUUCAAGUGACCGAGGUAGAUGGACCACUAACCAAAUCCUCCAUACCAUCUGACUCACAGUCAGCUGAAGUGCAUGAUGGGCCAUCAUCAGAACAGCAUUCUCAGUCCAGGGGUUACUGUCCUGUCUGUCAAAUGCCAUUUUCCAUUUUGGUCGUCCAGACAACACAAUGGCAUGUUGCUGAAUGUCUGGAGAACCCUGGGGAAACAAGUAAAGAAUGUCCAGAUGGCCUACAGUGCUCCUCCUCCAUUCCAAGCCACUACAAGAGGUACAGCCACUCUCUUUUAGCUCACAGUCGAGCACUAAAUGCCACAGAGUCUGCAUCUUCAAUACUGGGCCACACGCCUAGAUUCCAUCUGGAGCAGAAUACAUUUAAUAAGGAUACCAUUAUUUAUAGUAAAGAUAGCUUUGUGGACAGUGCUGUCAAUCUGUCUACUGCAUCCAGCCAGAGUGCCUUUCCUGCUCACGGAUCCAGAGAAUCUCGUACUCCUGUCCAUCCUAAUGCCUUACAGCUCUUACGCUCACCUGGGCCUGAAGAUAUUAAGAAAAAGAAAGGCUGGUCCCCUUCUACCAAAGGACCUAGAUCUCACACCUCAUCUCAUGAAGCUAAAAUUAGGAUAUCAACCCCAUUGAAAGCAGGAAAUAUAAGCCAUGAUGUUCAGACCGGAGAAGUAAAAGAGGAGCCGUGUACUUUAGGUGAUGAUGAUUAUAUCUCAUAUUCUCCUCUUUCUGAGGUCCCUGCUGAAACAGAAGGGAAGCAGAUAAAGAAAAAACUGUUUCACAGUACAGCACUAGAAGACAUGAAUGAGAAAAAUGAUAAUUCAGAUUCAUUGAUACUGUUCAAUGAUAGUGCAAUAAGUGAUGAUGACCUGUUUGCUGAUAUCUUAGAUCAGUAUGAAACCGAGACAAGCCAAGGAGAUCCAGUCGUUAAGGAGUCUCUGUACACCUGUGACCAAUUAGAGUCACAUGAACAUUUGACGAGUUCCAGCUGCACAGGCCCUAAUGAUAGCCCUCAUCAGUCCAGUUCCCCUUUUAGCCACUCAAAAGACGUGCAUGUAGUGAAAGAUAGGGAAGAUAAUCCUCAGCUAUCAUCUCCUCAAAGCCUGGUCUUGGACCGUCUUCGUGAAUGUAUAUCAAACACUGCACAGUUCAACGGUCUUAAUUCUACUUGUGUUGAUGUAAAGUCUGAAUCUUUGAAACAGGAAAUGUCUUCCACUCAAACCAUUUUGGCCACUAGAAAACAAACUCUUUCCAUAACGCCCAAAAAACCCCAGACCAGAGCAAGAACAUCCGGGUUAAAGCAAACUGAUAUCGGAGUCUUUUUUGGAUUGAGACCUUUGAAAGAAAAGAGAGAGGAAGUUAGCACAACUGUGGAAGAGAAACUCCUGGUGAGCUCUGCUUCAGGGAAGAGCUCUGGAACUGUAGAACGGCAGAAUAGACGGAGGAAGAACACUGCAGCAUCUGAAGCGACCAGGACGAGGGAAGAAGCAGAAGAAGGAUCUGCUCAGCCUACGCAAACAGAAGGCAACCGAGGAGCGAGGGCAUGGGGGAGGAAGAGGUGGAACACAACAAGAGCGACAGAUGGAGGAGCAGAAGAGGCCAAACGAUGCCCGUUUUACAAGAAAAUCCCAGGAACGACCUUUGCUGUGGAUGCUUUUCAGUACGGGCAUAUCAAAGGCAUCACAGCCUACUUCCUCACACAUUUCCACUCUGAUCACUAUGGAGGACUGAAGAAAACCUCAACUUUUCCUAUCUAUUGCAAUAAAAUAACGGGCAACCUGGUGAAGAGUAAACUACAUGUGGAUGAGCAGUAUAUCCAUAUUCUUCCCAUGAAUGAGGAAUGUGUAGUCGAUGGUGUAAAGGUUAUCCUACUAGAUGCCAAUCACUGCCCAGGGUCGGCCAUGCUGCUGUUGCUGUUGCCAGAUGGCCAGACUGUGCUCCACACAGGUGACUUCCGGGCUCAUCCGUCCAUGGAGCGCUACCCAGAGUUGCAGGGUGACAGGAUUCAGACACUUUAUCUGGACACCACGUACUGCAGUCCAGAAUAUACAUUUCCCACCCAGCAGGAAGUGAUAACCUUUGCUGCUAAUACAGCGUUUGAGCUGGUCACACUCAAUCCUCGCACACUGAUUGUGUGUGGCACCUACUCGGUAGGAAAGGAGAAGGUUUUUUUGGCCAUUUCUCAGGUGCUAGGUUCUAAGGUCUAUAUGUCCAAAGAUCGUUAUAAAACCAUGUGCUGUCUAGAGUCGGAGCACAUCUACAAGUGUAUUACCACAGACAUGAAGGCAGCUCAGAUCCAUGUUCUUCCCAUGAUGCAGCUCAAUUUCAAGAAAAAGUGUUCUCUCUUGUGAGCACUGACCUUUUUCUCGUCUCCUCGGCAAACCAUAUCACAGGAAUGUCUCUCUUUUACUCUCUCUUAUCUUGCAAAAACAUGCUACCGCUCUCACUCCUUCGAAUGGGGUGUUCCAACGGCCUGCCAUUUUUACCUUCACAGAUGAUCACACUGUUCAGGCACAUGAGUGUCUGAUGAUUUGUGUCUAACCAAUAAGUGUUAAAAUUAUUGUCUUGAUAUACAGGUGCAUCUCAAAAUAGGUUAAUAUCAUGGAAAAGUUCAUUUGUUUUUCUGUAAUUUAAUUAAAAAGUGGAACUUUCAUAUAUUCAAGAUUCUUUACACAAAGUGAAAUAUUUCAAGCCUUUUUUUGUUUUAAUAUUGAUAAUUAUGGCUUACAGCUCAUGGAAAUCAAAAAUCCAGUAUCUCAAAACAUUUUUAAUACAGAAAUGCUGACCUUCUGAAAAGUAUGUUAAUUUAUGCACUCAGUACUAGGUUGGGGCUUUAAUCCUAUUGCACAAAUUACUGCACCAAUGCAGCGUGGCAUGGAGGCAUUCAGCCUGUGGCACUGCUGAGGUGUUAUGGAAGCCCAGGUUGCUUUGAUAGUGGCCUUCAGCUCGUAUGUAUUGUUGGGUCUGGUUUCUCUCAUAGAUUCUGUAUGGGGUUCAGGUCAGGUGAAUCCGAGAGAUUAAAGUCUCAGGAAAUCUUUGCAGGUGUGUUGAGUUAAUUAGCUGAUUAGAGCUCUUCUCAGGUUGAUAUUUCUGUAUUUUAAACUCUUUAUUCUAAUAUUGAGACUGGAUUUUUAAAUUUUAUUUCCAUGUGCUGUGAACUGUAAUCAUAAAGAUUAAAAGAUAAAAGGCUUAAUUUCACUUUGUGUAAUGAAUAUGCUGAAUAUAUGAAAGUUCCACUUUUUGAAUUAAAUUAUGGGAGGAAAAAAUUUACCUUUCCAUGAUAUUCAGAUUUUUUGAGAUGCACCUGUGUGUAAUCUUGGCUUGUUGAAUAAACUGAGACUUUGUGUGUGUGAUGUUCUUUAAGGCUAAUUGUGACUGUUGGAUAAAUGCACUUAAUUAUGAGAAAAUUAUUAGAUAUAUUCAAUUAAUGUUAAUAGAUUAAAGUUUGAAACUUGUUAAUGAAGUCUUUUUAAUUAUAAACAUGCACAUUUUUCUGAAAGGUAUUAAAAGUAGUAGAGCAAUUAAAUAAUUUUAAGGUGUUGCUCUAAUUACUGUAAAGUUUCUCAGUAGUUGUAGUUUAUGUAGCUUUUUACAUUUUCUGAAUGUCGUUUUACAGAACUUAAAAACGUAUUUGAGCAAGUUUUCUGGUACGUAUGACCAGCUGGUGGCAUUCAAGCCCACGGGCUGGACCUUUACUCAGGAAGUGGGGG